UUUCUACAGUGGGAACUUUAGUAUGUAAAGCUUCUGAUCCUAUCAUGGACUGCCUGGAAUAUUCUGAUGCUAAUGAGCUUUUUAGUGAGCUUGUAAAUGAUAUCAGUGGUGCCUGUGCCAUAGGACGAGAUGUUCAGGUUCAGCAGCAGCCAGUACAGGAGACCACAACAGCAAAUACAAAUGGUGACUCAGAUGCCUGGGUAUCAGUAUUUGUCCCUGUUGCUUCAUUACAGAAACACAUCACCAAGGCCAACCAGGUAGAUGUCAGUGAGGAUGAAGUGAUCAGAGAAGCUAGUCGAGAAAAGGUUCUGGAAAUGUAUGGAACCUCCAAGAUCGAAGCCAUACCCCUUUCCAACCAGACGGAUGGAAGAGAUCCGGUUCAAGAACAGAAUGGGACAGAACCAAGCCUGUUACCACAAGAUUCUGAACCCUCUUCUGGGAGGUUAUUUCUUCCUCCAACUCUUAAACGAUCAGAAAGACAUGCCAAUCCUGCAUUUAGAUGCCCUGAGUGUCUAGCAGGAUUCACUAGAGCAGACAACCUAAAGAGGCAUUUCAAAAUCCUUCACGAAGGAUCAGAAGCUUACGUCUGUCCGCAUUGCAACAAAUCUUUUGCGAGGAAAAACACAUUGCAGCGCCAUGUGGCGUCACAACAUACCAGAGAGAAGAAAUACGGCUGUGAUUAUUGUGAUAAAACAUUUAUUUACUCUUUUGAGGUACCAGUGCAUGUUCAGAACGUACAUAGUGACACCAAAGGUUAUGCCUGCACCAUGUGUGAUACCAAGUUCAAGUGGCCUCGCUCUCUAGAGAGGCAUUGUCUUGCUGUACACGAAGGUUUCAAAUUCAAGUGCACUGAGUGUGAUACCCUUCUUGGCAGUUUGGAUGCAUACAAGAAACAUGGAGCUCGCUUCCACCCCACCAUGAUAUUCGCCAACAAGGAAGCUCCGCUGACACGCGAUGGAGCCAUCACCAACAGCAAGGACUCUCAUAUAUGUCAAUACUGUCAUUCCGUAUUUGCCAUUAAAGCAAACCUUGAACGCCACAUAGAGAAAAUCCACUUUAACCACACAGGAGACAUUUUAGAGUGUGAGUGGUGCAGUAAUAAGUUCAGAUCCCGUGACACAUAUCAAAGACACGUUAAAAAGUUCCACGUGGCCCAGACAAUGGACGUUAUGGCCAUGGACAGUAGGACCAUGCUGGGUUCUUAUCAUGUUAACAAUAGUGAAAUGACAGAGAUAAGCUUGACAGAGCUGUUAUCACACACAGGUAAUGAUAGUGACCCUCUCCCUUUCCCUGGAGAUAUUCAGUCAUGUGACAUCUAACUUCAUUGGUGCCAGUACAAAUUGAAAACAUAUAUGUCUUUGGGCUCCAUUAAUUAUUUUGAUAUUAAAUAUCAAUUUGUACAAAGCGUCCUUUGUUUUUAUCAAUCACUGUGACCAGAAUAAUUUGGUGUUAAAUUACAAGAUGAUAAGUGGCUGCAAUUCUCUGAAAUAAUGAACAUUUCUGUCUUAUAAUGUUUCAUCUGCAAUUAUGAAACUAUAAUGCAAUUAAUGUAACCUCUGCUUUCAAUGAACUUGCAUAUCAUUUUUAUUGCAGUAUAUAUAUGACUUAAUUUUCUAAAAUUAAACUGUUUUGUUUAUAUUUAUAUCUGGCCAGAGAUCAUGACCUAUAUAAAGCCAUUUGUUUACAGCUUUACAGUAUUAAGUUAAAGUAUUUGUAUUGUACAGAACUGAAAUUGAGAUCUUAUUUCUAGACUGAUGAGAUUCA
Bolinopsis microptera is the source of this 1764-nucleotide messenger RNA. RefSeq names its product GDNF-inducible zinc finger protein 1-like. Gene Ontology annotation, biological process: regulation of transcription by RNA polymerase II. Gene Ontology annotation, cellular component: chromosome. The coding region runs from base 45 to 1319 and encodes 424 amino acids. The record is from RefSeq and is a predicted model, not a curated record. NCBI's taxonomy places the organism in Eukaryota, Metazoa, Ctenophora, Tentaculata, Lobata, Bolinopsidae. The transcript has 6 exons. Gene Ontology annotation, molecular function: chromatin insulator sequence binding.